Molecule: messenger RNA, 952 nt
Organism: Geodia barretti
Lineage: Eukaryota; Metazoa; Porifera; Demospongiae; Tetractinellida; Geodiidae
Source: the annotation of a GenBank genome assembly
GACUCGUGAUCCAAUUAAGAGAGUUAGUUCUGAUAGACCUUUGACACGGUAUAUGCCACUUUAGAGGCUGCCAGUUCAAGGUAUAUAAUUAUAUACCCGUUGUUUUUAGUUGUCUUGAUACUUGUGAAACAAAUUUUUAACUGAGACAAUGAUAUGAAAAUUGUUAUAACUGAAUUAGAAAGUAUAUAGACUGUGAUGGUGAUUUAAUAUAAUUUUAGAGCACCCACGGCACUCAUUGUCGGAAAAAUAAUCUCCAUAAAUAAAACCAUCUACUUUUUAAAGUGUAUAAGAGGAAUAAUGUAUUCUUGCCCAGCUGUGUUAGAAUGAGGAGAACGGACAGGUGAAGUUCUGUCCUGGUGACCAUGAGAGUGUCUGUAGAACGCUGUUUGUCUGGCUGGCUGAUAGCUGUGACUCCAACCACGUCGGAUGCUCUGUAAGUCGGUUCCGUUGUGGACUUUGCUGGCGACUCUCUGCACGGACAUUAGUUCACACACUCCUUUCAGUAUGGUCUUCAGCUCCUCCCCAGCAGUGAGCAGUGGCUGGUUGUCACAUGCUUUCACCUGCCUUGUCUGCAAAAUAUGCCGUCUCCAGACCGGAUACCAGUCUCCACCUGACAUCAUGAGGUCCGUUGAUCUGCUCUACUUGGCGCUGGUGAAUGUGAUGUGCAGGGGCUGCCUCGCUCCAGCCAACUAAUGAUAUCACUGUCAGAAUGAACAGUCUGGGUAGAUGGUGUUCCAUUUUUGUAAGUGAGGAGGUCAGGGAGCGGAGGUGCAGCAACUGUGUUGGAGAUGCAGUAGAGAAACUCUUGUUCUGGCUCUUGCUGUUCUUGUCCACCACUUCUAUCAUUUUUAUACCAAACCCUUGCUCAAUGGAAUGUCAAUUUUCUGCAAUCAGGGGAAUCAUCCAUCUGCUAGUUUCCACACAUUCAUGUAAACUAGCUAGUUGCUAUAGU